Molecule: messenger RNA, 2054 nt
Organism: Cladophialophora immunda
Lineage: Eukaryota; Fungi; Ascomycota; Eurotiomycetes; Chaetothyriales; Herpotrichiellaceae
Exons: 2
Coding region: 1-2004 (667 amino acids)
Biological process (GO): DNA-templated transcription
Molecular function (GO): zinc ion binding; DNA binding
Source: RefSeq, a predicted model, not a curated record
AUGACGCACCCAUCCGGCUCCUCCCACUUCGACGGUACUGGUCUCGAUGUGGCGGACGUGUCGAGGACCAGUCCCGAGGAAAGCCAGCAGUUUGGCGCCAACGACUCGUCGAUGGGCUUCGCAAAAAUCCUACUUGGGGAGGACGACGACAGUGACUCGCCGACCAGCGGAGCCAUUCCAGGCGAUCCGGGACGCUCGGCCACCGAUCCCCAGUCCUUCAGCUCGAUUUUGACGCCCUUGCCGUCGCAGACCAUCCUGCAGAUCGCGGUGGACGCCUACUUCGACCGAGUGAACUGGUACAUCAUGCUCUUCCACCAGCCGUCGUUCGCGGUUCGGACGCAGAACAUCCUCCGACGAACCGCGUGGAGGCGCGACGAGCUGUGCGAUGUGCUCCUGGUGGCGACGGUCGCGGCCCUGGGGCUGCGAUGUGUCGAACACGACAAGACCUGGAAAGGGCACCACUUACUGGCAGCCUACUCGGUGACGGCCGAGUCGCUCGUUUCGGACCUCAUGUCGCACAUCGCGUCGCGCUUCUACGAACUGAUGCUCGAGUCCCGCAUCGAGUUGUUUCAGAUUUGCAUGCUGCUGACCAUUUACCAUGUGUACUAUGGGUCAUCGACCCUUGCGUGGAAUGUGUCGGGCGUUUCCACUCGGGCGGCGUAUGCGCUGGCUCUCCAUUGCGACAAGGCUCGAAACACGGAUGAGAUUGCCCGUGAGGUCAGCAAUCGAUGCUGGAAUCACCUGGUGGUGUCGGAUCAGUUUUCGUCAAUGAUCUUCGGGCGUCCAGCGUCCCUCGAUCCCGCCUUUGCUCAAUUCAAGAAGCUCGCAGACCUGGACGACACCGACCUACCCGACGGCACGGCGGCUCUGCCAGUCUUGCGAGAACCCGGCCGACCCGUGACGUUUCUGACCUACCACACGCUCAAGUUUGAGCUUUACGACAUCAUCCGCCAGACUUUGCAGAGCUUCAGGGUCCUGCAACUCCAGAGCCCGGUCUCUGUUCAGGAUCUCAAGGCGCUGAUCCAAGUGGUCAACAGCACCGAGCUCAUGUUGAAGCAGUGGCACGACAAUCUACCCGCGGUCUUCAAGUCGUCGCAAUGGCCCGCCGACGAACCCUGGAAUGUCCUCGAGCUUGAUCAGUGUAAUCCAGAGGAACUCAGUUUGAGGAGGAAAAUCGGGCUGCAGGGGUUCAUUCUGCAGCUGUUGUACGACGCCGCCCGAGUAUGGGCGCACCGACCUCUGCUGAAACUGCGGAUCUCCAUUUCUCCCAAGGAGAGCAACGACAAGAUCGCCUGCGACGACAUCCCGGACUCCCUGGGGACGUCGGUGCGCGCGGCGCUGCGGAUGUCGCGGGUGCCCGUGCACGAGUUCGAGGGCCACCUCGCCCAGUCGUUCGUGCUCAUGCACCUCUUCACGGCCGGGGUGAUCCUGUGCAUCGCGCCAACGUGCCAGCCGUACAGCCAGAUGGCGGGCGAGGCCAAGGCCGGGGUGCUGCGGAUCAUUGCGGCGUGCCGGGCCAUCAAGGACGAGAGCAAGAUCGCCAAGCACACCGACCAGAUGCUCACGCGGCUGUACAAGAAAACGAUGCAGCGCGAGAUGGACAAUGCUCUCCGCCCGCCAGACCACACGGGCAUCACCAAGGACCGACUGGCUCCGACGCUGGCCCCGAGGCAGUCGCAGGACAGUGGUGGCUAUCGUCAGCCACACAGAGAGCUCUCUACCAACGUGAUGCCCAAGUCGACUCCCUUCCAGGUGGGCAUGGACACCGCGAGUGCGGCUCCAGGAACAGGACGCGUCGGGACUCUCUCGCCCUUGGACUACCAGGCUCGUGGCGGCACCGACGAUUUCGCCGACCAGCCUGUCGUCUCGUACUUGCAGUUUGAAUCCUUGUGCCACAACGACCGCGUGAACGCGCACGUCAACGAGCACAUCGACGAAGCGUAUGGUGCUUUCGAACAGAUGUCCAAUCUCGACUUCGGAGACUUUUCCUUCAAACCGUACUAAGCCUAUCACGCCGUCACGAUGAUCCUGAUUCAUAUGAAGGCAGAGAAGAG